AUGGCCGAGAGCACUGCGCGCGACGCCGAGGCGGCGCACCGCCAUGUGAUGCUCACCGAGCUGUUUGGGAUGCAUCCCCGGGCGAUCGUCGAUGCACUCGUCGUGCACGCAAACGAGCACCUGUACCUCCUCGGCGCGAAACUCGAGGAGCAGGUGCGCGCCCUCCUCCCGGCCGACCAGGCCGAGCGCGACGCGGAGCAGGGCGUGCACGCGAUCACGACGCUGCUGGAGAAUGUGAUCGACUAUAUUAUGGAUGCAUUCGAGCUGUUUUGCAUGGACUCGGUGUUUGUUAUAACCCCGGCACAGUCGCGGCGCAUGACCCUCAGCCACCACCGGGGGCUCGACCUGCGGGGCGAGACACAGGAACGGAUUCCCGACGCGGAGCACGCUCUGCGGCGCAGGAUCGCGAGCGCCCGCGCGACACAGCACCGCCUCGCACAGGCCGAGCAAGCGGCGCACGUCCGCCUGCAGCGCGCCGAGGCCGUGCGCUCUGCCUAUGCGUUUUUCGGCGUGGAGGCCAAACGGGCGCUCGGGGACGCGUCGCCGGUCGACGCGGCACACAAGGUGACGCUCGCCGUGCCCAAGGUCCUCGCGGCACUCGAGCGCCUGCGCGCAGAGCGCCCACUAGCCCACGCCCUCCUCCCUGCGCCCGACGCAGAGCACCCGGUGGACCAACGCGCGUGGGAAAAAGGGCGCGACGAGUACCUCAACUGGGAGGCACACCGGAUUAUUGCGAGCAUGCGUGCCCAUUCCAGCUAG
Messenger RNA from Malassezia japonica, 759 nucleotides. RefSeq lists its product as uncharacterized. The record is from RefSeq and is a predicted model, not a curated record. Gene Ontology annotation, cellular component: nucleus; MIS12/MIND type complex; chromosome, centromeric region. NCBI's taxonomy places the organism in Eukaryota, Fungi, Basidiomycota, Malasseziomycetes, Malasseziales, Malasseziaceae. The coding region runs from base 1 to 759 and encodes 252 amino acids. The transcript has 2 exons. Gene Ontology annotation, biological process: kinetochore assembly; mitotic sister chromatid segregation; mitotic cell cycle.